Molecule: messenger RNA, 1161 nt
Organism: Paramecium tetraurelia
Lineage: Eukaryota; Ciliophora; Oligohymenophorea; Peniculida; Parameciidae
Exons: 6
Cellular component (GO): endosome
Molecular function (GO): phosphatidylinositol binding
Source: RefSeq, a predicted model, not a curated record
AUGUAGAGAUUAUAAAAGAUCUCAGUUGAAGUCGGUGAUCCGAAGGUCUAAUCGGGACUUAACAAGUACACAACUUAUUCAGUUCGAGGAAUGGAUAAGAAUGGAUAAUUUGAUGUGAUACGAAGGUUUAGCGAUUUCAGACUUAUUCGUCAAUUCCUCAUAACAAAGUGGCCUGGUUGUUACAUUCCACCACUUCCACCACGAAAGGCAAUUGGAAAUAUGGAUUAGAAGUUCAUAGAUGAUAGAAUGCAUUCAUUAUAAGAAUGGAUGAGGAUUAUGGCUCAAUCCAAGUACUUCUGGUAUUCUGAAGAAUUCCAGUUAUUUAUAAAGGCCAAUGGAGAUAUUGAAAAAGCGUUGACCUAAGUGCCCAAAUUGACAUACGAUGAGAUCAUCAACAAAUACCAAGACACAUUCACUGAUCUUUCAGGAAGAGAAAUCAAUAGAGAAUUAAUCCAAAAGAUAACAGAUUUUCAUCAAUUUCUAAAAAGAGUAAAUCCAAUGGUUGAGAAUUUUAAAUAAAUUGCUAAAAAUAUUGCAGAAGCAAGACAUAAUUUUUAAGAAUAAAUGAUCAAUUUCCUUUAAAUUCAGUUACCUAAUUAUGAGUAGCAAGUGUUGCUCGAAUUUAGCGAGAGUCAAGAUAAAUUGGUGAUUUUGAACAUCUAAAAGGAUGAAUACCCAGCUAAAUUAUUAAAUAAUUACCUUAAUUUAUUGCAAUAGAAUGAAUUUCAAUCAUUAUUUUAAGAAAUUAAGAAGGAAUCAAAGUAAGUGAGAGCAUUCUUGGAGACCAUGAUUUAGAGAGAGAAGUAUGAAUAAUAGAAGGUGGUUUAUGAAUAGAGAUAAAAAGAACUUUAAAUUUAAUUGUAAGAAGUGUUAGCAGGGAAGUCUUCAAUAAAGAACAUAUUUAGUACAUCAAAGAAGGAGGAUCAAAUAGCUAAAUUAUAAGUUUAGAUUGAUUAAGUGUGUAAGGACAUUGAAAACAUGCAAUUUAUAUGUGAUAUACUCACUGUUUUAUUGGGAUAUAUAGAGAUUGAUAAAUUCAAGUUGGAGAAGUAGUAGAAUUAUUAUAGAUUGGCAAAGAGCUUAAUUCAAUAUGAAGUCCAAUUGAGCCAGGUAUCUGAAGAGUUUUGGGAGAGAGUCUAAUAAAAUUAUAAUUUAUUGUGA